CAAACACUUUUAAAGGGAGGCUCCGUGCAGUUCCAUAUCAGAUGGUGCUGUUGUGUGUGGCCAGAGCACAACACACUCACCCCCGUGAGAGGUUCAGGUGCAUGACGGAAGCUGUUAAGAGGCAUUUCAUUAUCAACACAGAUUUCGACCAAGGCAGUGUGCACGCGCCCCAUCUUCCCCCUUCUCGUUGUGAGAGAGCAGUGAGUGUGCGCGCGCGUCAGUGUGUGUGCGUGUGUGCGCGCGCGCGCGCCGGGAUCCAACAGCUGCACAGUUGAGGACGACGAGAACCGAUGUGAUCGAGACAAUUGACUAAGGUGAGAACCGGAACCGACACCGGCACCGGCAGCAGACCUGCCCUCGAUGAAGACGCUCCCACCAGGCUGCUCGGCUCAGCGACCCGCCGCUAAUAUCGGUGUCGUUAUUAAUCCGGAAACUCUCCCACUCGGUUUGUCUGGACGGAUAGCGUUGUUGCUCCACCUUAAACAGGACAAUGCCAACUCACUCGCUGCUGCCGUUUGUGGAGAGCCCAGAUGGACUUGCCCAAGAUAUUCUGAUUAGUAACAGUGCAAACAUCCCAGGGCCUGGCUCCAGCAUGACACCACACACCACCAACUUGGAAAAGCAAUGUGGAGGCGGAUCGCCGCUCUCGUGCAUGUUCUGCGAUCAGACUUUUAUUCAUCAGGAUGAGCUGGGACCCCACGUGCUCACGCAGCACCCCACCACUUUCUUCGAACCCACCGUGCUCCGGGUGGAGGCGGAGUUCAGGAUCCCGGGAGAGAGAGAGCGACCCAAACCGAGCAGCCUCCCAAACAAAAAAGAGGAGGUCCACAGCUGCAUCGUCUGCGGCCAGGUAUCGCAAGAUGCCGGCGAGCUCGAGGCUCAUAUGAGGAAGCACAAGGACUACUUCACCUACUGCUGUAAUAUCUGCGGGCGCCGUUUCAGGGAGCCGUGGUUCCUGAAGAACCACAUGAAGAUGCACGUGAAACCGGGAGCGAGGAGCAAGGCCCAGCAGGACCAGGAGACCCUGGCGACGGUCAACGGCAUCGCCCAGGACCCUGCUCCAGAGCCCGCGGUCACCGUUUACAAAAUUUGCAUGGUUUGUGGGUUUUUCUUCCCCGACCAUGACAGUUUGGUCGAACAUAGCAAAGUGCAUAAUAGAGAAGCGGAGCACGGCAAAGACAAAGACAAGGAGAACACGGACACCUCCACGGAAUCCCUCCCCGACCAGGAAACGUUUCUUCGCGGUCUGAACCUCCGGCCUCGCGCUGUGGGAAAUAGUUUGCAACACGAGAGAUCGUCAAAAUGGAUUCCCCAGCUCGAUCCCUACAGCACCUAUCAGGCCUGGCAACUGGCUACGAAGGGGAAGAUAGCAGUGGGUCCAAAUAACAUAAAAGAUAUCGGCCAGGAAGCAAGCACAGACAUCGAAGACUGCAACUCUGACAAGGAGGAGCUGCAUCACGUUUGGUCCGAGUGCCAAGGAGACAAGGCCGGGAAAGAGGGCCUCGGGAGGGAGCUGCAGUCUCAGCCUGCGGCGGAGACCCCGGGACCACAGCGGCGGUCGCUCAUGCAAAAAGACAAGGGCAAGGAGAGGCCAACCACUUGUGAGGAAUGUCAGAGGACCUUCAGGACGUACCACCAGCUAGUGCUUCACUCCAGGGUGCACAAGCGCGAGAGAAACGGCGUCGGCGGGGAGAGCCCGACGUCCGCCUGUGCCGACGGGAAGAUGCCAAGAGUCGCCAAGAGUCCAAGCUCACUGGAGGCCGCGGAGGAGGGCUCCGAGGGAGCCGCUCUGUCAGAAAACCUCGACUCAGGCGACGGCGGCUUUGAUCGAUCAAAGGUCAGGUCCAAAGCGUGCAGCUACUGUGGCAAAACAUUCCGAUCGAGCUAUUACCUCACAGUUCACCUGAGGACUCACACAGGUGAAAAACCCUUCAAGUGUGCCUACUGUGACUACGCCGCGGCCCAGAAGACCUCACUGAAAUAUCACCUGGAUCGCCGUCACAAGAACAAGCCUUACGUGGAGAUCCCCAGCCGACCCGUGCCUUCACCUCCCUCCCCCAGUGAUGGAAAACCCAAAGACGGCCCCGGAGCCAGAUCGUGUGCCGACGGGUCACCAGAGAGCAAAUUUGAUGGCGCGGGCGGCAAACUCGGCAUGCCGCUCAUGCAGAUGAACGGCGAGCACAGCAAAUUAAUCCAAGCCAAGUCCACUUACCUGCCGACCGAUGACGUGCUCAUAAAGUGCCCUCUACCUGUUAACCCGAAGAGGGAAAAGGAAGAUAUAAAAGAGGAAAACUACGAGGGCCCGUUAAAUCUGUCCUUGAAAGUGUCCGUCCCUCACAGUGCGGAACACGGAAAGGCAUUAAUUCCAAUUGCCUGUUUGUACUGUGCAUAUACAACCAUGUACCCCGAGGUUCUGAUGAUGCACAAAAGGCUGACGCACAAAGACAAGGCCGACAGCACUAGGAAGAAUGGAUUCGGAGGCAGUUCGAAACAGAAACGUUCCACAGGCUGCCCCCCCACGCUUGACGGCAAAGAUGUCAGCCCACUUCCGAUGUUUGAGAGGCGCCACCCUCGCCGGACCAAAUCCCCGCCCCCCCAACCUGUGAAACCCGGAGAGAAGACGCCCGUCAACCCGCCUCAGCCUCAUGGUCUCAAGCGGUCUCCUGUCCACGCACCCCCGCACGACGUUGUCCAGGAGACCCAGCGUCACAGGCAGAACAUUGAUCCACAUCCCAGUCAGGAGUCCUCCAGGUACACGGAGCUCAUGAGGAAAUCUAACCCGGGGAGCAAGUAUGUGUUGGACCUGCCAGGCCCCCCGGACAGAUUCAGCGAGAGGAGCUACUCGGACGUCAUCUGGCACUCGGAAGCCGCCAGGCUGUGUCUGUCGAGCCGAUUUGGGAGCCUCCCCCAGAUGGAUUUCGGCGAAUCCUCCAACAAGCGGCUGAAGUACUCUGUGCCCACGGGCAGGGAAGCCGACGUGGGCGAGAGGCCCGGCUUCAGAGGCCCGACGGCGGACGGAUCCGGCAGACUGAUCGUCUCGGCCAGAGCCGCGAAAACCGCGUCGCAGAAGUCGGGUCCGUCCACACUACCCGAGAUGGCCAUCGGAGGAGUUUUGGACUCCGAGUGGAGCAUGAUGAACCUGCUUCGCCCCUACACCCCCACCGACCUGGCUUCUCUCUAUCACAGCACAUCAUCCAGCGCCAGUCACGGAGGACUGUCCAACCCGAGAGCAGGGGGCAGAGCUGUGCUGUACCAACACUUACCCACACUGCCCAGCCUGCAGAGACGAGACCCCUCCGGCCCGUUUCCUAACCAACGCUACGGGGCUACUGACAAAAGUACCUAAAGUGGGACCAAGGUAAAAAAAAAAAAAAAAAAGAUUGAACCGUGCUGCUUUCCUUAUUUCGGAGAACUUUGGUUCAAUGUGCAGGUUUAAGAAGAGAGAUGGUCUGUGCUCAGGAAGUGUCUAGGCUCCUCUAAUUUAAUAUUUUUUCAACAAGAAGAAAAUGUAUAUUGCGUAGACAUUUUAGGGCUCAGGCCUUCACUGUACAAUUAUCAAUUAUCUAUUUUUCUUUGGGAAUCAAAAAGUGCAGAUUGUCUCUCUUUAAAGUUAUUUUUUCCUCUGGUGUGCACUGUGAUAUUUUCUUUCACUUGAGAAAAAAAAAGAAAAAAAAAAAAGGGUGAAUCAUUUGGACCCAAACUGAAGUUCAAGAUACCUGUAAGUGUCUAUGACAUAACAGAAAUGUGAUAGAAUGUCAAUAUAUCUGUAGUACAUAAACUGUAUGAAGUGGAGAACCUAAACAGGAAUCGCUGCUCUGUUUCACUUUCACUGUCGACGUUCGAGCAGCAACCAAAGCACUAUUCUGUCGUUCAUUUCCCUUUUCCAAAAAAAAAAAAAGCACUGGGGGGGGCGGGGGGGCGGCGGCUCCGGCCCGCUGGUUUACAAACGGGCCUCGGUUACUAGUCCCUCUGUGUUGUGCUGUAGUGCUCUACCUCGUGUCGCGCUCUGGACACCGUUAUUCUCUUUAAGCCGCCGUCGCUGCCACAUCGGGCCGAAGCCCCCGGCGACUCGUCGGACCAGGCGGACGCGUGGUUGUCGGGGCACGCGCGACGCGUAAGCUCAUCUGGUGACCAAGAGCAGCUGCAUUUCCUCGAUAUACUUGAUAUUUUUCUUAACGAGACCGGGUUUGAACACAGCAGAUUUCGUGGUUAUCGUUUAUGCGUUUUUUUGUUUUUGUUGAAAUGGCGAGCGUCUUAUCAUCUGCUGUAAGUGGUGCAUCAAAAUCCACGAGCUGCAAAAAUAUGAACAAAAUGUAAUGGAUUUGUGCCUUCUAAGGGCCGUGCCGUAUUUUUUUCCGGAGCUGCUCUCGUCACCAUUCAGGAGCUUCUUCUUUUAUUUUAUUUUUUUUACUACACGGUCUCGGAAAAAGUGGCGUUUUUUUCAGGUUUGGAGUGACGGCAGCGGUCGGAUCGACAAGUGGCCUCUUUAGACGUACGACUGUGCGGUUUGGAAAAAACAACAAAAGCAGCUACGCUGGCUCAAUUAAUUAUACACUGUGAACAAAAAGAAAAGAUAAGUCUCAGGUUGUUGUGUUAUCUUGUCGUGAAAUUUUGUUUUAUUUGCCACGUUCGAAAGGCCUCGGUUAAGUUAUUUGUUUCCGUUCGGUAUUCACAUUACAUGUGUACUUAUGUAAAAAUGAAAAUAUUUUCUUUGAGAUUUGUAUGACACAUUUCAAUAAUAAAGUGAGAUGCGAA
This is a messenger RNA of Scophthalmus maximus (turbot), 4755 nucleotides long. It is a transcript of the gene znf217, whose product is annotated as zinc finger protein 217. Bases 491 to 3346 code for a protein of 951 amino acids. Gene Ontology annotation, biological process: regulation of DNA-templated transcription. Gene Ontology annotation, molecular function: DNA-binding transcription factor activity, RNA polymerase II-specific; RNA polymerase II cis-regulatory region sequence-specific DNA binding. Lineage: Eukaryota; Metazoa; Chordata; Actinopteri; Pleuronectiformes; Scophthalmidae. Gene Ontology annotation, cellular component: nucleus. The transcript has 7 exons. The record is from RefSeq and is a predicted model, not a curated record.